AUGCCGAAGCGCAAGGCCCCGACAAAGAUCUCUGGCCUCGUUGACUCAGACGAUGAAGAUAUAAUGCAAAUAACUGGGGGCGAACCGCUGCCUCAGGAACCGCGCGAGGAGCCUCCUGCAAAAAAGCGAAGAGGUCGACCGCGCUCCUCAAAAGACCACGACGCCGAGACCAAGACGAUGGCUCAAUCGAAGAGAGAAGAGCCUGCGCCUGCACUUCAAGAAAAAGCACCUCCAGCGAAGAAAGCCGGCCGACGAGGAAGGCCUCCUGGUAGCAGUCGCAAUUCCGCCGUUGCGCGCGAAUCCGUGGCUCCAGAGCCUGUCGCGGCUGAGGAGCCACAGGGAAAAGAAAACGAGGAGUCUCCUAGCGCUACUGAGGCGAAGCCUACACGGACAACCAGAACUGGCCGGGCUGCUGGGACGCGUGGGCGAGGGCGAGGUCGUGCGGCUAGUUCUGCGAGGCCGUCGGUGACGGAUGGCGAUUUCCAGUAUACACCGACUCGCGCACAAAAACCACAACCCAAGCCGCAAGCUGCCGAGACGCACGAAAGUGAGGCUCCAGAUGAGGCGCCUGAAGUAGAGGAAUCGAUCCUUCCAGACCCUCAGCCAUUUACAACGUAUGCACAGUCAUCGGUUGUGAAGAACGCGAAGGCUCGCGUUUCUGCGCUGCGAGGCAGUCAAGAUGCUUCUCCGCGCAAACGCAAGUCAGGCGUUUAUGCUGAACCAAGUGGAGAUCCAGAGCUGAGACGUCGCAUUGGCGAGCUGACAAAGAAGAACGAUACGCUGGAGGCGAGGUAUCGCGAUCUCAAAGAGAUUGGGGUGGAGGAGGCGAAGGCGAAUAUGGAGAAGCUGCGGAAGCAAUGUAAUAGUAUCACUACAGCUUCGGACAACCUCGUCUCCAGCCUCAAAUCCGAAAUCGCUGAGCAGAGAGCACUGGCACAAAAGAGCCGGGAACUACAGAAACAACUCAAGGAACGUGACGCUGAAGUGGCUCGACUCAAGAUCCAGGCUGAGGAAAGCGAUGGAAAGUUCUCCUCUGCGCAAUCGGAGAUCAAGACUCUCCAGACCAAGCUUGCGGCAGCCCGUAACACGGCCGCUAGCCUCGAAACUGCAGCCAAAGCACCCGGCAGCGCCAUCAAGGGAGCUGCCGCCAGCCGAGCCGCUGCCGCCGUCACCGCCGAGGCAGCUCAAUCCGCACACCUCGCACAACUGAAGGAAGAUUUGUAUAGCGACCUUACGGGCCUGAUCAUCCGUAAUGUACAAACACGAGAAGACGAUCACUUGUAUGAUUGUAUUCAGACCGGAGUUAACGGAACACUUCAUUUCAAAUUGGCUAUCCCCAAGUCAUCUAGUAGUGAUUAUGAGAAGGACCUCUACGAGUAUAUACCGCUUGUGGACGCCAACCGUGAUCGCGAUCUGGUGAAUAUCUUGCCGGGCUACUUAAUGGAUCACAUCACCUUUGAGCGACGGGCUGUGACCAAGUUCUAUACGCGUGUGAUUGAUGCUCUGACAAAACGGCGGUCUAGCUCUUCAUAG
Molecule: messenger RNA, 1533 nt
Organism: Penicillium argentinense
Lineage: Eukaryota; Fungi; Ascomycota; Eurotiomycetes; Eurotiales; Aspergillaceae
Product: putative chromosome segregation protein (Pcs1)
Exons: 3
Coding region: 1-1533 (510 amino acids)
Biological process (GO): meiotic sister chromatid segregation; attachment of mitotic spindle microtubules to kinetochore; homologous chromosome segregation
Cellular component (GO): chromosome, centromeric core domain; nucleolus; mitotic spindle
Molecular function (GO): protein binding; microtubule site clamp
Source: RefSeq, a predicted model, not a curated record